GUUGGGCCGGCUCGAAAUUAUAACCGAGUCCAGCAAGUCGCCGUAACUCGCUUCUGGAAGCGACGAGUCAGGGCGAAGGAAUACGGCCCCGCCGAUGCCCUCCGCCAUCAGGAAGCGGCCGAAAUCGUGGCCUCCGGAGACAUCGAAACCUCUCCAGUUCAUCGGAAGGGAGCCAUCCACCGCGAUCUUCCCUUCCAAAGCUGACCUCCUCAGGCUCUGUGCCGUCGUCGCCAUUGCUGCUUCCGUAGCUGCUGCCUGUAACUAUGCCGUGUACUUGUUGAAUCGACAGGAUAAGCCAUUUUGCGACAGCAUCGAGGAUUCUUACGAUCCCGAGAAUGGUCUCUGUGAGCCUUGCCCUUACCAUGGAUGGUGCUCCAGUGGGAGUUUGGAGUGUGUUCAUGGUUAUAAGAAGCAGGGCAGGAAAUGCAUUGAAGAUGGAGUCAUCAAUCAGACUACUAAGAAAGCUUUGGACCUGCUGGAGGAGCACGUUUGUAAGGCAUACGGACAAGUUCUGUGCAAGCUACCUGGGAAAAUUUGGUUUCAAGAGGCUGAAAUAAAGGAUAUAAUUGAAGAGCAUGUAACACGGAGUAGCAUUGGUUUGAAAGCUGACACUUCCAAAUUUAUAAAAGAUACGAUGAUGGAAGCUGUGGAAUCCGUGUUAGAAGCAAAAGCCAUAAACAACAGAAGCAAGGAGUACAAAUGUCCAGAUAUGUUAGCUGAAUUUCAUAAGCCUCUUCAUUGUCGUAUCAAUCAGUGGAUUUACAAGCAUGCUGGCAUUUUGCUUGCAAUUUUUGUCUUACUUGUAGGUCUAGCUAAGUUUACACUGAACGUACAUCAAAAAGGGAAGAUCACACAUAGAGCAGAGCAACUGUAUGAGCAGGUAUGUGAAAUUCUCCAAGAGAAUGCCAUGAGAGCCAUGAGUGGAGAGAAUAAAGGAGAACGUUGGGUGGUUGCAUCUUGGCUAAGGGAUCAACUACUCUUACCAAGGGAAAGGAAGCAUGCUAUAUUAUGGAAAAAGGUUGAAGAACUUAUUAUGGAGGAUUCUCGAAUUGAUCAAUAUCCGAAGUUAAUCAAGGGAGAGUCUAAAGUAGUCUUGGAGUGGCAAGUUGAUGGUCCGCUCACAUCAAUGCUCAAGGAGAAGGAAUCUGCGAGCAAGGCAAAAACGUUCAGCGGCAACAAAGGAUCGUAUCAAAAUGAAGAAGAAAAGAAGUAUAAAGUAGCAGCGCAUCUGUUUUCCUAGAUUCUAUUCAGCUCAAGUAGACGAAACCCUGUAGUGUUUCGUCAUAUAGACAAUCAUUCAUGUAUCGGAAAUCCUUCCGCGUAUCUUGCUUUACACAAGUCGUUUCUUCGGAACUUGAAGUUCGAUUCGGAAAUGUAACAUUUUUUUAGCUAUGCUAUUUAUCAAUAGCAUUUUUUUUGGGUGUUCUUUAAGCAGGCAAACUAAAUUUAGGAUUUUGUGUAUUUUUUUUGUUUCCAUUCACAUAAAGUUCUUUACUUCU
Zingiber officinale is the source of this 1499-nucleotide messenger RNA. RefSeq lists its product as uncharacterized. Gene Ontology annotation, cellular component: nuclear inner membrane. Lineage: Eukaryota; Viridiplantae; Streptophyta; Magnoliopsida; Zingiberales; Zingiberaceae. Gene Ontology annotation, molecular function: chromatin binding. The record is from RefSeq and is a predicted model, not a curated record. The transcript has 9 exons. Bases 95 to 1240 code for a protein of 381 amino acids.